UAUGUGUCACUUUGGUAUUGGAUAAUCAAUUUUCCCUUGAGUCUCUCUCUCUCUUCCUCGAUGUUUUUGACGGAAACAAUUUCUCUCUUCCUCCUCCAAUCCCAAUCCCUCCAUCUUCUCUCUGGCUUCUGAUCUCCAGCUCCUUCUUGAUUCUGGAUGAAAUUGCGAUCGACAACGUGGUUCGCGAUGGCGAUUAUCUAAUACUCAUCACCGUAGCUCACGAUAUGCAUGGAGACCGUUGGUUCCCCUCUGAUUCCGCUGAGUGAAUUCUCGGAAGCGGCUGUGAUGAACAAGUAUGGAGUGAAGCCAGAUGCUGAAACCCUUGACAUUGCCAACACUGCCGCUAGGCAGAAAUCUAUUACAGUGGUGAUGAAGAUAUAUUGGGGAGAUCCUCGUGAGAAGAUUUGUGAAGCUGUUGAACAUAUCCCUCUCUCAAGCCUUGUCAUCGGUAACCGAGGCCUUGGUGGCCUUAAGAGGAUGAUAAUGGGAAGUGUAAGCAACCAUGUUGUGAACAACGUGGCAUGCCCUGUUACCGUCGUGAAGGCUCACCACUGAGCUAUGUCUUGAUAUUGCUCGGGGAACCUGAUGACCGGUGUGUAUAUCCUAAGAUUUGUGUAUCGCUCUGUAUUCUUAACUCUUGUGUGACUUGUAUGUUGUUUAUCUUGUGCAUCAUUGUGCAUAAAUUUUUUUUUAAGAAUCUCAAAGAGGUUCUUCCAUUGGACCAUGAAAAAAUUAAUUACACUUACAAGGGUUCUAAACU
This is a messenger RNA of Raphanus sativus (radish), 760 nucleotides long. RefSeq lists its product as uncharacterized. The transcript is spliced from 5 exons. The record is from RefSeq and is a predicted model, not a curated record. The coding region runs from base 229 to 555 and encodes 108 amino acids. Lineage: Eukaryota; Viridiplantae; Streptophyta; Magnoliopsida; Brassicales; Brassicaceae.